Molecule: messenger RNA, 1842 nt
Organism: Penicillium concentricum
Lineage: Eukaryota; Fungi; Ascomycota; Eurotiomycetes; Eurotiales; Aspergillaceae
Exons: 3
Coding region: 1-1842 (613 amino acids)
Biological process (GO): regulation of DNA-templated transcription
Cellular component (GO): membrane
Molecular function (GO): DNA-binding transcription factor activity, RNA polymerase II-specific; zinc ion binding
Source: RefSeq, a predicted model, not a curated record
AUGGCCAACGACUCCACAUAUACGCUCUAUAACUAUGACCCGUCGGCAGUUGCGGCGAUCAUCUUCGUCGUUCUCUUUGGAUUAACCACCUUGGUGCACAUUUUCCAAAUGAUCCGGAGCCGAUCAUGGUUCUUCAUUCCUUUCAUUAUCGGAGGACUCUUUGAAGCUGUCGGUUAUGUCGGUCGCUAUCUUAACUCGAAAGAAACCCCCAAUUGGACAACAGCUCCAUAUAUCAUGCAAUCACUCUUGCUCCUUGUUGCACCAGCGUUCUUCGCUGCAUCCAUCUACAUGAUCCUGGGCCGCUCAAUCGUCUCCACCGGCCAUGAUUCGCUCUCUGUCAUCUCAGUCAAGUGGUUGACUAAGAUCUUUGUCUGCGGAGAUGUGGUUUCGUUCUUCGCCCAAUGCGCUGGCGGUGGCUUCCUUUCCUCUGCAAAGACUCAGUCCAAGAUUACCCUCGGACAAAACAUUAUCAUUGCCGGUCUUUUCAUCCAAAUUGCCUUCUUCGGGUUUUUCGUUGUGACUGCUGGCAUCUUCCAUUACCGGCUCUGGAAGUGUUGUGGUUGCGUUUCCAUGUCUUCUAUCAGGGUGCCGUGGCAAAAGUGCUUCUUUGUCCUAUACACGGCUAGUCUAUUCAUUAUGAUUCGGUCUAUCUUCCGUGCCAUUGAGUAUAUUACGGGUACGGAUGGUCCGCUGAUGUCAACGGAGGUGUAUCUGUAUAUCUUUGAUGCUGCUCUGAUGUUCUUGACUAUGGUUACCUUCAAUAUCUUCUCCCCGAAGACAUUGUGCGAUGAGACCAGGCCACACUGUAACAAUUGCUUCAAACACGGAGUACAAUGUCUCUUCAGUGAGAGCGCCCCCGCAGGCUCCAGGCAAAUAGGGUCUCCAACUCCCAACAAUUCCAGCGCGCCAAGUCCCGUCUCGGGGGAGAACACCCCACUAAUGGGCAUGGCCGAGAUGGCUCUACUUCACCACUUCUCUACAUCAACCUGCUAUACGAUUUCACGCAACCCAAUUCUGCAAACAGUAUGGCAAACUCGGAUCCCGCAAGUUAGCUUCACAUCGCCAUUCGUAUUCCGCGCCAUUAUCGCUCUUUCCGCGCUGCAUCUGGCUCAUGUAAAGCCUGAAUUUCACGAACAUUAUGUCUGUCAAGCCGAGCUUCACCAUAACACCGCCUUGCAGAUGGUAACUGCCAUCCUCCCAGACGUGAAUAAGGAAAACUGCCAAAGCAUAUAUCUCUUUUCGAUCCUGACGUGCAUUAUCUCCUGCGCCAAGCCGCGCAUCAGACACGAUUUCUGGGCAAAUAGUGAUCGAGAUAUCGAGUGGUUGACCCUCUUUCGUGGCACAACACACAUCCUGGCAUCGGCAGAUGUCUCUCUCAAAACGGGCCUUCUAGCACCGAUGUUUGCUAUGGGUCACCGCAAGAAGCUGGCUCGGGACGCGAGGUCUGCCACGGCCAUGCCGCCGUUCCUUCUGGUCUUGAAACAGCUUUUGCAGGAUACAGUCCAGGAUUCCAGUGAGUUGCAGUGUUAUCACGACUCAAUCGAUGAUAUGGCGAUGUCAUUCGCAACAGUCAACGAAAUUGGAUCACAUAACUGCGAGACUGCUGAUAUAUUUAUUUGGUUGUUGAGAGUUUCGGAUCAGUAUUUUGGAUACUUCCAGCAGCGUACGCCUGAAGCGAUGGUGAUUUUUGCAUAUUUUUGUGUUGUUAUGAAAGAGAUGGAAUGGGCUUGGUGGAUGCAGGGGUUUAGUGUCCAUACUAUCAGUGGUAUAUAUUAUCAUUUGGAUGAGGAGCAUCGUUGCUGGUUGCAGUGGCCUAUGCAACAGGUGGGAUGGGUUGCUUGA